AUGUCUAUAACAGUUACUAUCUCAGGAAAUAAAUCAGAAUUGGAUUCCUACUUUCAACCGCCUCUGAGUUUAUCAGGUCAAUACGAGUGCGGUUUACUAUAUUUUUCAGUAAUAAACUCAACAACAAAAUAUUCUUAUGUUGAUAGCAAGUUCCCAUCUGUGAUCAGAAUCGAAUGUGAUCUCAUAUACGGUUCAUAUUGCAACGGGUUACCUACUCAUAUUAUUCACGAAUUUGUAUCUAAAACUGCUGCAGAUAAUCAAUACAUAGAAAUACCUCAGAACGUUAUUUACUUCCCAGUGAAUAAAAAUAAUAUUACAUCUAUAACUAUUACAGUUUUAGAACAAUUUGGCUACAGAAUUAAUUUCAAAGAACAAUAUAUUGAAAUUCGCCUCCAUUUGAGGAAACCUUUAAGUAACAUAGUGUGCAAGUUGACAUGA
Parnassius mnemosyne (clouded apollo) is the source of this 438-nucleotide messenger RNA. Lineage: Eukaryota; Metazoa; Arthropoda; Insecta; Lepidoptera; Papilionidae. The record is from the annotation of a GenBank genome assembly.